Molecule: messenger RNA, 417 nt
Organism: Cylicostephanus goldi
Lineage: Eukaryota; Metazoa; Nematoda; Chromadorea; Rhabditida; Strongylidae
Source: the annotation of a GenBank genome assembly
AUGGUUUCUGCGGGUACACCGUGUUUCGGACGAGCUGUCACAAUUCAGAGAUUCUACUUCAAUCCAAACACGAGAAAGUGUCAAGCGUUCCAAUAUUACGGUUGCAACGGUAACGGCAAUAACUUCGCUACAUUACAGAGUUGCCAAGAUCACUGCCUGAAUGCUGUAGAUACUGUCUGUGGUGGUGCCGCGGCUCUCAUGGAUCCAAAUCAACAACCUCAGCGUUGCUCUGGUAAUGUGCCUUGCCCGGCCGGGUACAUCUGUAAUCCAGAACAGUUCUGCUGCCCAACAACUGAAACAGCCUGCUCUGCACCUAUGAGCAGAGGAAAUGUUUGUUCUGGAUCUCCUUUGCGAACUAUGUGGUACUACGACCCUUCACAAGGAAAAUGCAUUCAAUUUGCAUACAACGGUAGGUAG